Molecule: messenger RNA, 768 nt
Organism: Microtus oregoni (creeping vole)
Lineage: Eukaryota; Metazoa; Chordata; Mammalia; Rodentia; Cricetidae
Gene: CUNH19orf53
Product: chromosome unknown C19orf53 homolog
Exons: 3
Coding region: 12-353 (113 amino acids)
Source: RefSeq, a predicted model, not a curated record
CCAGUGACGUCAUGCGGAGUUCCGGCUCUCCUGCACGUCGCCCCUCCUCUUCCGACUCGUGGUACAACAUGGCGCAGGGACAGCGUAAGUUUCAGGCGCAGAAACCUAAAAGCAAGGCUGCAGCUGCGGAGCGGAGCCGAGGGCUGAGGAAAGGCGGUCGAGUCAUCGCUCCCAAGAAGGCGCGCGUCGUGCAGCAGCAAAAGCUGAAGAAGAGCUUGGAAGUGGGGAUCCGGAAGAAGAUUGAGCAUGACGUGGUGAUGAAGGCCAACUCUAGCCUGCCUAAGAAGCUUACACUGCUGAAGGGUGCAUCAAAGAAGACAGGGGCCACCACCUCCAACAAGACACCAUCCUAAAGGCACUGGGACUUUGCACGUGACCCCACAGGCUGGCCGGACCUGAAGAGGACCCUGUUCCAGUUCUGAUGGCACCUGGGACAGCAAUGGGCAGGUGAUGAUAAAGCUGGAAGCUUCCUAGUCCUGAAGAGGCACUCGACUUCCUGUGGGUGACACGUUGUAAUGAGCCUGGCUCUGUUGUCCUGCCAGCUCUCAAACAGUUCAAUUGAGAGGCCAUUUGGAGGCUAGGUGAGCCUCACUGGUCUCCACAAGAAACUUCUCCCGCCCAUGCAGUGCCCUUGACAGCCACAGGCCCCAGAACGAGCGAUGACAUCUAUACCUGUAGCUGGCAGCUGGGAAUUGUCUCUUCCCCGGGUCACUCCAGUCACCUAGUGUUGUCACUGUCCUGUAAAUAAAGAAAGGUUCCAUAUCUUCA